Molecule: messenger RNA, 1212 nt
Organism: Blepharisma stoltei
Lineage: Eukaryota; Ciliophora; Heterotrichea; Heterotrichida; Blepharismidae
Source: the annotation of a GenBank genome assembly
AUGGCCGAUAAGGAAGAGUUUUUCAGAUUUGAAACAAAUCGAGAUGUAACUCUAAUAGAAAGUUUUGAGGAAAUUCAAUUAAUAGACCCCUUACGUUUAGCCCUAAAUGAGGAAGGUAUAACUGAGCCUCUGCCUAUCCUGAAGCAAUGCUAUCGUGCCUUCAAUGAUGAAUCUAAUUUGAUAAUUUUCCUCCCUCCAGCAUCUGGCAAAAAUAUUCUCAUAUCCUUAUCUAUUUUAGGAUCUAUAAAUUAUAGCGACCCAUAUCCUCAAGUCAUUAUUGUCGAGCCUAGGAUUUAUUUAAUUCCCGAAAUGCUUAAUACUCUUACUCAUUAUGCCAAAUAUUUACAGCCUACCUUUCUAAUUACAUCAAGAGAGACAAAAAUCGCUGAUGAUAUAAAAAAGCUUCCAGAAUCUCAAAUAAUUAUAGGAACUUCUAAAAGAAUUAACAGCAUGAUUAAAUCACGCAAAAAAUUUUUUUCACAUGUGGGCCUCCUAAUAAUUGAUGCAGGCGGUGGAAUUUAUGAGAAAAAAACUACUGAAGAUUCAAAAGAAUCAGAAGAAUGAAAAGACCAAGGAGAAACCUUGCAUGAAAUAAUUAAAAAACUUGGCAGGAAUGUCAGAAAACGGUGGGUUUCAGGAAACAUGCAUGAGGAUUUCUUUAUUAAAAGAGUCUCAGAAUAUACUCCUGACCCUUUAAUCAUUAAAUCUUGUUUCCAAGUUGCAGUCGCAGGGGGACAAAUCCAUUAUAAAAUCGAGUGCACUGAUGAAGAUGAUAAAUUGGAAAAAUUGAAACAUUUGAUGAGCCAAAACCCAGAUACCCAAAAAAUCAUUUUUUGUAAAUUUCAAAACUUAGAGAGGCUCACACAGGAGAUUAAGCAAGGAUUCGAAAGAGUUCUAGAAAUAAUGAACUUAAUUGCAAGAGAUCAGCUGCAUGAGGCUUAUAGCAAUUUUAAAGAAAAACAAUAUAUGGCAUGCAUUUGCCAGUCAAAAGGCUAUUUGAUAAGGCAAUUGUAUACGACACAGCAGGUAGAAAUUUAUAAUUACGACAUGGGGAAAUCGAAGAAAAAAUAUUUAAAAAGAAUCAGGAGGAAUGGACUCUAUAAGCAGGGAGAUAAAAUAUUUAAUUUUCUAAUUACAGACGAGGAAAAACAAAAAUUAGCAAGAAUAGAAGAAAAAUAUGGCUAUAUAAUGCAGAAUAGCAGCUUUAAUUAA